This is a messenger RNA of Dalotia coriaria, 882 nucleotides long. RefSeq names its product ras-like GTP-binding protein RhoL. The transcript is spliced from 5 exons. The record is from RefSeq and is a predicted model, not a curated record. Gene Ontology annotation, molecular function: GTPase activity; GTP binding. Bases 234 to 812 code for a protein of 192 amino acids. Lineage: Eukaryota; Metazoa; Arthropoda; Insecta; Coleoptera; Staphylinidae. Gene Ontology annotation, biological process: small GTPase-mediated signal transduction.
UGACGUAAAAUUUUAAUGAACAGAUCAACACUUGAAUGAUUAAUGUAGUUGCACACUAGUGUUGAUUAUGUUAAAAAUAUAAACUGAUAAACGAAAAGUUCUACCAACGAAGUUAAUUUUAUUAAGUUAAUUGGGUUGGACAGCACGCUUUCAACAUGGCAAACAAACCCGCAUCUAAUUUGUUUCAGGUUAUACUCGUGAAAUACGCUUAUUUUCUACAUUAAAUUUAUAGAAUGGGUUCAUUUUACCGUCCAGAACGUGAACUCACAAUAAUAGCCGUUGGUGAUUCUGAUAGUAACAAAACAGAAUUGUUAACCAAGUAUACAGUAAACAAGGAAUUUUAUAAAUACUCAUUUCCUGCCACAUUUAACACUAAUGUAAGAGAUAUCAUCGUGGAUUAUAUUCCCUAUGAGGUUACAUUCAUCGAUUGCGAGUAUGAUGACGAUUACUCAAUUAUACGAUUUGCAGAUUAUGAAAAGGCCGACGUGGUUUUACUCUGCUACUCGAUCGCAAACAGGCGCACAUUCGAAAGGAUGAUCACCAAAUGGUGCGUGGAAGUAAGAAAAAUCAAUCCUCGGUUGCCGAUUAUUCUAGUUGCAACGGACACGGAGCGACGUAGCAAUGCGCGGGAUGUCAAAUUCGUCACGCUGCAGGAAGGAGUAGACAUGAAAUUUGCUUUAAACGCAUUUGCGCUAGUCGAGUGCUCCGUUGAGAAGCUCGUUGGAAUCGAUGAUGUGUUCAUUGAGGCGGUAAGGAGUACACGCAUCUUGCCCGCUAUCAAUUGCACUGAUCCUAAUAAAUCAUCAUUUUAAACGAAACAGAUUGGCAUUUUCUAUCAGUGAGUCUAUAAUUAAAUUACAAUAAAUGCUGCGAUAGAUAAAU